GGACCUUUUUUGAGGAUUUUGAAGGACUGGAGUGGAUGGUUAGUCUAGGAAAGCUGUCCUAGGUGGACAGACCAAAGGACAGAGGAGCCAAAAGGAGUGAGGACCCUUGAGCGUGGACCCAGAGUGUGCACCUUGAGUAAGGACCUAGACCAAGGGCAAGCAUGGUGUUAUUGACAGCCAAGAUCAUGCAGAGGGCAUCGCUCUUCAUAUCUUUCGGAGGUCUGGUCUCCACCUUCGUCACCACCUUCAUACCUCUUUGGAAAACGAUGAACUCUGACUUAAACGAGAUGGAGAACUGGUACGAAGGUCUCUGGCACAUGUGCAUCUUCACCGAAGAAGUGGGACUACACUGCAAAGCUUUCGAGUCUUUGCUAGCCUUGCCCCCGGUCACCCUGGCAUCCCGCAUUCUUAUGUGCCUAUCAAUCGCCACUGGCAUCCUCGGGGUGGCAUCAACCUUCUUCGGUCUGGAGGGCGUGGAGAUCGGACAGGGACGUGAGAAAGUAAAGAGGGCGCUCCUCAUCCUUGGCGGUGUCCUGAUCUGGAUCUCGGGCGUCACCACCUUAGCCCCAGUCUCUCUGAUCGCCUACGUGAUGGUGGUGGAGUUCUGGGACGAGUCGCUGCCGGACGUGAUGCCGCGCUGGGAGUAUGGAGAGGCCAUGUUCUCUGCUUGGUUCUCUGGACUUCUCCUGGUCGUUGGAGGGUCAUUUAUCUUCGUGGCCGUGUGUAUGGGCGACCAUGAGGCCAAACAGAGGAGCAAAGUGUUCUCGCAAGCACAGGGACAGAAACCCAGGACUCAGAACUAUCUAAAGACUGAAGUUUUAUAGUGUUUUACAUUUCUAUUUUUAAUAAUGUUGUCGAGAGAAACGCAAGAGUAACACAUGCUUAAUGUUAUGAUGCAUCUUUAGCUACUUUUCUCAACAUUGCAUAAGAAACUGCACAUUUCUGAUGCUUUUUUUAGUGUCUCAAUCUUGUCUCAAGCUUUGUGAGCCAUAUUUGUCCUUCUUGAUUAAAGUUAAUGAGAACAAUUAAAAGCUGUUCUUAAAAAUAUAAAAUAACUUUGUGAGCCAUAUUUCUUUGUUGAUAAAUUCUAAUGUUACCUUAUAAUGAAUAUAAUUCUCAUUCAGAAUGAAUUUAUGCAUAAACAUGUCUCAAAAUGUUUGCAAGAACAAACAAAAUUUACACCACAUGUAUUUUUUAAUGUACAUUUUUAUUACUUUACAUUUUUAGUUAUUAAUCUCUUUUUUUUUUUUUUUUACACAGCAUUUCUAAAUUCGGUGAAAUAUUUUCAAGAACAUCUGAAAGGUUUGCGAAUAUUUUUAAAUGAGGCUCAAUAAGAGUAAACAUUAAAAUAUAGUUAUUGAAAAAACUCAAUGUCGGGGCUAAUCGGUAAAUCCAUUUUCUGUACCUAAUGCUGCAUUCACAUGCUUGUCUGGUGGUACAUUUCUCUGAGAUAGAAGUUGUUCACUGUUUGAGGUUUUGUAGGAAAUAAAAAACUGACAUUUUUAAAAAUUAAGUAAUAUAAAAAAAUAAAAUAAUGUAAAAAUUACAUUACAUAAAAAAAUUAUUUUAUGUUUAAUAACGUGUUUGUAGAUUUCUAAAAAUGGUUUUACUAUUAGAAUUAAUGAACAAAAAAGAACAUUAGUGUUUGAUACCGACCUUUAAAUGCUCAGUGUGGUUGGAAAACACUUUUGUCAAAACUCGGUCAGUUUGUGCUGCUUCCCAAUGGGAAACUCGUUUUACGAUAAAACCGACACCAUAUGAACGCAGCAUGAAUACGAAUCUGUUUUACUGUUUGUGAGCACUCAUCUCUUAAUAAUAACAAUAGGCAUCAUAAAACUUUGUGAACUGCACAUGAAUUAUGAAAAAAAUUACGAAGAAAAUUUCCAUCAGAUUCAGAAACGCAGUGUAACUUCAGAUUUAUUAGUGAGUUUGUCUAUAUUAACAAGUACCAGUGGUUUAAAAGUGCUUUUCAAAUUAUGCAUCAAUUUAUUCUACUCAUGUUUUGAGACCCAUCAACAUUAAAAUAAUGAAUCAGAAUAAAUAUUUCGUAAAGUGUUUUCUUCAAUAAAAUUGUUCGUAAAAAGAAACAAAUUUUAUACCUUUUCCUGACCUCAUAUAUUAUGUAAACAGUAAAGAAAUGUGAUGUGCACCCAAUUUAUGAACCACAUUUUUUCAUUAACAUACACUUUCACAUAAUUAAUAUGUAGUUUUACACAAUGGAUCUCAUCCAUUAAAUGUGAGCAGAAUGAUUGUAUGCAUAAACUGCUUAAAAAGCACGUAAAUCACUUUUUUUUUCGUAAUUUUUGUAAAUUCGCUGAAUUUUAUUCAAAUCAUUAAAAUGUUUGUAGAAAUGAUCAAAAUUUACACUUUCCGUUGACCACUUAUUGCAUGCUAAUUGCGAACUGCUAUUUGUUAAUAAUUUUUUCACAAUGUUUUACGAAACGUUUCCUGAAUUAAACCCAAUGUUCGUAAAUAUGGUGAAUAUGAAAUAUGUGCAAUGGGGGGAAAAAGCAUUUUGUGAAUUAUUUAAUGCAUGCAUUAAUUCUGUUCACUUUCCUGAAGGAGACUAGAUAAAAAAUAUCGCUAAUCUGAAGCUCAUCCUUUUUUUUUUUUUUUGCAGUAAUUAUAAAUGAUAUAUACUGUCUACUGUCUGCUUUAAAAUCAUAUUUGUUUGCCAAGAAAACGCACAUUCAGUGUCUGUCUUGCCUCAAGCUGGUUAACAUCUCAAUCUUGCUUCUUGUAAUAUAUUUGUGAGCCAUAUUUCCUUGUUAAAUAAAUCUGAUGCUGCCUUUAA
Messenger RNA from Astyanax mexicanus (Mexican tetra), 2794 nucleotides. RefSeq names its product claudin 26 (gene cldn26). The transcript has a single exon. Gene Ontology annotation, biological process: cell adhesion; bicellular tight junction assembly. Gene Ontology annotation, cellular component: plasma membrane; bicellular tight junction. The coding region runs from base 162 to 824 and encodes 220 amino acids. Gene Ontology annotation, molecular function: structural molecule activity. The record is from RefSeq and is a predicted model, not a curated record. NCBI's taxonomy places the organism in Eukaryota, Metazoa, Chordata, Actinopteri, Characiformes, Acestrorhamphidae.